Gossypium arboreum is the source of this 1550-nucleotide messenger RNA. RefSeq names its product S-adenosylmethionine synthase 2-like. Lineage: Eukaryota; Viridiplantae; Streptophyta; Magnoliopsida; Malvales; Malvaceae. Bases 175 to 1356 code for a protein of 393 amino acids. The record is from RefSeq and is a predicted model, not a curated record. Gene Ontology annotation, biological process: S-adenosylmethionine biosynthetic process. The transcript is spliced from 2 exons. Gene Ontology annotation, cellular component: cytosol. Gene Ontology annotation, molecular function: methionine adenosyltransferase activity; ATP binding.
CCGUAACCAGUUAACACUUAAACGUAACAUUUACAUCUAAUUUCGCUAUAAAUUUCCGGGUUCCUGGCUAGAUUCUUUGUGUCGUCGAGUUACGCUUCUUUAGAAUUCUGGUCAGCUAAGCACUCUCGCAACUAAAGACUCAGAUCCGUUCGGCAUUAUCUUUCCAGGCUUAGAAUGGAGACCUUUCUAUUCACAUCUGAGUCAGUAAACGAGGGUCACCCUGACAAGCUUUGUGACCAGAUCUCUGAUGCAGUGCUUGACGCCUGCCUCGCUCAGGACCCUGACAGCAAGGUUGCCUGUGAAACAUGCACCAAGACUAACAUGGUCAUGGUGUUUGGAGAGAUUACCACCAAGGCCAAUGUAGACUACGAGAAGAUUGUCCGUGACACAUGCCGCUCCAUUGGAUUUGUUUCUGAUGAUGUGGGUCUUGAUGCUGAUAACUGCAAGGUCCUUGUUAAUAUUGAGCAGCAGAGUCCUGAUAUUGCCCAGGGUGUCCAUGGCCACUUUACAAAGCGUCCCGAAGAGAUUGGAGCCGGUGACCAGGGCCACAUGUUUGGUUAUGCUACUAAUGAGACCCCUGAACUUAUGCCCCUAAGCCAUGUCCUCGCAACUAAGCUUGGGGCUUGUCUUACUGAGGUUAGGAAGAAUGGGACUUGCCCUUGGCUAAGGCCUGAUGGUAAAACCCAGGUUACUGUUGAGUACAACAACGAUAAUGGAGCUAUGGUUCCGGUUCGUGUUCACACUGUCCUCAUCUCCACCCAGCACGACGAGACUGUUACUAACGAUGAAAUUGCUGCUGACCUCAAAGAGCAUGUUAUCAAGCCUGUCAUCCCUGAAAAGUACCUCGAUGAGAAGACAAUCUUCCACCUUAACCCAUCUGGUCGCUUUGUCAUUGGUGGCCCUCACGGUGAUGCUGGUCUUACUGGACGUAAGAUCAUCAUUGACACUUAUGGUGGCUGGGGAGCCCACGGUGGUGGUGCAUUUUCCGGAAAAGAUCCUACCAAGGUUGACAGGAGUGGUGCUUACAUUGUUAGGCAGGCUGCUAAGAGCAUUGUAGCAAAUGGCCUUGCCCGAAGGUGCCUCGUGCAAGUCUCCUAUGCAAUUGGUGUGCCCGAGCCCUUGUCUGUCUUCGUUGACAGCUACGGAACUGGAAAGAUUCCAGACAAGGAAAUUCUCCAAAUUGUGAAGGAGAACUUCGACUUUAGGCCUGGCAUGAUCACAAACAACCUGGACCUCAAGAGGGGUGGCAAUAACCGGUUCUUGAAGACAGCUGCCUAUGGACAUUUUGGAAGGGACGACCCUGACUUCACCUGGGAAGUUGUGAAGCCCCUCAAGUGGGACAAGUCUCAAUCUUAAACCAAGCUUUGCCCAUCCCUCCUGCUCACUGCUUGCUUUAUCCACAGUGCUGAAUAAUCCUCGUGUUUCUUACCCUAUAUCUAAGCCAUCCCCUGAAUGUUUCUAAUCUACAUAUGAUGUGCCCCAUUCAUUUUUUUCCCUUUGCUAUUUGUAAUUUUAUAUUGGUUUAUCUGAUUUUAUGCGCCCUUUAUUGA